Messenger RNA from Aspergillus clavatus NRRL 1, 903 nucleotides. RefSeq names its product putative mitochondrial carrier protein (Ymc1). The transcript is spliced from 4 exons. The record is from RefSeq and is a predicted model, not a curated record. Gene Ontology annotation, biological process: mitochondrial L-ornithine transmembrane transport. Lineage: Eukaryota; Fungi; Ascomycota; Eurotiomycetes; Eurotiales; Aspergillaceae. Gene Ontology annotation, molecular function: L-ornithine transmembrane transporter activity. Bases 1 to 903 code for a protein of 300 amino acids.
AUGGAGUCGGAGGCAUUUGAGGAUAUGCAAAAGGGAGGGGGAGCUUUGCGUACAGUGAAGGAUUUGACUGCUGGUGCUGCGGGCGGCAUUGCGCAGGUUUUACUUGAUAUUGUCAAGGUCCGGUUACAGACAACAAGCCAGUACAAGAGUGCACUCGACUGCGCAACUCAGAUCUUCAAGAAUGAGGGCCCUAUGGCUUUCUACAAGGGAACGCUGACACCCUUGAUCGGUAUUGGUGCUUGCGUCAGCGUACAAUUUGGCGCCUUCCACGAAGCCCGAAGACGACUUGAGGAACUCAACAAGAAGAAGUAUGCCGAUUCCACCCUCUCCUAUGGCCAGUACUACAUGGCUGGAGGUUUCGCUGGUAUCACCAACUCCGUCCUUUCGGGACCCAUUGAGCAUGUUCGUAUCCGCCUGCAGACCCAGCCUCACGGCGAGGGUCGGCUGUACAGCGGGCCCCUCGACUGCAUCCGGAAGCUGUGCGCUCAAGGAGGUGUGCUUCGCGGUCUCUACCGCGGCCAGAACGUGACGUACCUCAGAGAAAUCCAGGCCUACGGUACCUGGUUCCUGACCUUUGAGUACCUGAUGAACCAGGACGCCAAGCGCAACAACGUCAAGCGCGAGGAGAUCUCCAGCCUCAAGGUCGCAACCUACGGUGGCCUUGCUGGUGAGGUUCUUUGGCUGAGCAGCUACCCCUUCGAUGUGGUCAAGAGUAAGAUGCAGUGUGACGGAUUCGGUGCUCAGCAGAAGUACAAGAGCAUGACCGACUGUUUCAAGAAGACCUUCGCGGCAGAGGGAUUCGGCGGUUUCUGGAAGGGUCUGGGUCCCACCCUGCUGAGAGCCAUGCCGGUGUCUGCUGGUACAUUUGCAGUUGUCGAACUUACCAUGAGAGCAUUGGGUUGA